AUGCAAAUGGUGGAGAACUUCCCGUACCUGGGCAGCACACUCUCCUUUAACACCAACAUCGAUGCCGAAGUCACUCGCGGGAUUUCAAUAUCCAGUAAAGGUUUUGGCCGCCUCCAAAGCACCGUUUGGAAUCGUCACGGUCUGCAACUGAGCACGGAGCUGAAGAUGUACAAUGUCGAAACUGUUGUACGGAGCGGAGACAGUGUACACAAAGCAGGCACGUCUCAGUUGUUUCCGUCGCAUCCUUAAGGCUGAACUGGCAGGAUCGAAUCCCCGACACUGAUGUUGCGGAACGGACGGAAAUCCUCGGCAACGACACUGCGCCGAGACAAACGCAGCUGCGUUGGAGCGGUUACCUGGCGGUCAUGAACGACGAGCGACUACACAAACGACUCUUCUACGGAGACGUCGAGACGGCUUCUCGCCGCCAAGAAGGCCAAAUUCGCCGUUAUAAGGACACUCUGAAGUCCUACAUGAAGCGCCUGCAAAUCAACACGACCAACUAG
Messenger RNA from Spirometra erinaceieuropaei, 506 nucleotides. Lineage: Eukaryota; Metazoa; Platyhelminthes; Cestoda; Diphyllobothriidea; Diphyllobothriidae. The record is from the annotation of a GenBank genome assembly.